Acanthosepion pharaonis is the source of this 1569-nucleotide messenger RNA. The record is from the annotation of a GenBank genome assembly. Lineage: Eukaryota; Metazoa; Mollusca; Cephalopoda; Sepiida; Sepiidae.
AUGUUCAUUAUCUAUCAAUCUCUCUCUCUCUCUCUCUCUCUCUCUCUCUCUCUCUCUCUCUCUCAAUAUGUUCAUUAUCUAUCAAUCUAUCUCUCUCUCAAUAUGUUCAUUAUCUAUCAAUCAAUCUAUCUCUCUCUCUCAAUAUGUUCAUUAUCUAUCAAUCUAUCCCUCUCUCUCUCUCAAUUUUAUUUAUUAUUCUAUGAAAUCAUCUUUAUUCUCUAUCUAUCUAUCUAUCAAUCUAUCUAUCUAUCUAUCUAUUUUCUCAAUAUUUUAGUAUUUUAUCUAUCAAUCUAUCUAUCUAUGAAUAUAUUCUUUAUUCAUAUCUAUCUAUCUAUCAAUCUAUCUAUCAAUCUAUCUAUUAUCAUAUCUAUUUUAUUUAUCUAUGAAAUCUAUCUUUAUUUCAUCUAUCUAUCUAUCAAUCAAUCUAUCUAUCUAUCUAUUUUCAUACCUAUUUUACUAUCUUUAUUCAUAUCUAUCUAUCUAUCAAUCUAUCUAUCUAUCUAUUUUCAUACCUAUUUUAGUAUUUUCAUAUCAGUUUUUAUCUAUGAAAGCUAUCUUUAUUCUAUCUAUCUAUCAAUCAAUCUAUCUAUCUAUCUAUUUUUACCUAUUUUAUAUUAUCAUAUCAGUUUAGCUCUCUAUCUAUCUUUAUUAUAUUAUUUAUCUAUCAAUCUAUCUAUCUAUCUAUUUUCAACCUAUUUUAUUUCUAGCUAUAUCAAUUUAUAUUUAUCAAUCUAUCUAUCUAUCAAUCUAUAUAUUCUAUCUAUUAUCUAUCUAUUUUCUAUCAAUAUAUUUCAUUAUCUUUAUUCAUAUCUAUCUAUCUAUCAAUCUAUUUUAUCUAUUUUCUAUCUAUUUUCAUUUUCUAUCAGUUUAGCUAGCUAUCUAUCUAUUCAUAUCUAUCUAUCUAUCAAUAUAUCAUUAUAUCUAAUUUAUCUAUUUUCAUAUUUUCAUAUCAGUUUAUCUAUCAAUCUAUCUAUCUUUAUUCAUAUCUAUCUAUCUAUCAAUCUAUCUAUCAUCUAUCUAUCUAUCUAUCUAUCUAUCUAUUUUAGUAUUUUCAUAUUAUUUAUCUCUAUCUCUAUCUUUAUUCAUAUCUUUAUCUAUCUAUCAAUCUAUCUAUCUAUCUAUUUAUCAUACCUAUUUUAUUUAUCUAUCUAUCAAUCUAUCUAUUCAUAUCUAUCAUUCAAUCUAUCUAUCUAUCUAUCUAUCUAUUUUAGUAUCUAUUUAUCUAUCUAUCUAUCUUUCAUAUCUAUUUUAUCAAUCAAUUCAUCUAUCUAUCUAUUUUCAUCUAUUUUCUAUCUAUCUAUCUUUAUUCUUCUAUCAUAUCUAUCUAUCUAUCAAUCUAUCAAUAUCUAUCUAUUUUCAUACCUAUUUUCUAUUUCAUAUCAGUUCUCUAUCUAUGAAAUCUAUCUUUAUUCAUAUCUAUCUAUCUAUCUAUUUCUAUCUAUCUAUCUAUCAUUUCAUCUCUAUUUUAUAUUUUCAUUAUAUCAUUUAUCUCUCUAUCUAAAUAUGUUUUUAUUAUCUAUCUAUCUAUCUAUCUAUCUAUCUAUCUAUCUAUUUUCAUACCUAUUUUAG